Messenger RNA from Symphalangus syndactylus (siamang), 865 nucleotides. RefSeq lists its product as uncharacterized. The record is from RefSeq and is a predicted model, not a curated record. NCBI's taxonomy places the organism in Eukaryota, Metazoa, Chordata, Mammalia, Primates, Hylobatidae.
AGCUCUACGCCACAGAUAACAGGGAAAACAUUUAUCCACUGUCACAAGUUCUCCACGCUAGGCCAGGCGCAGUAGCUCACGCCUCUAUUCCCAGCACGGGGCCUGUUUAAGUUUUAACAGGAGAAAGGCGGCACUGGGGGCCUCACAGCGCAGCUUCUCCCGCACGAGCCCCACACCCGAGGCGGGAUUGCCCCCAUGACCCUCCCGUGGCCCCCACGCAAUAUGGAGAGACUCCGGGCUGCGGGCGCGGAGCUGUCCAGAGAGGGCUCCCGGGCUGGGGCCGCAGUCGCCGCGCAGCGACGAGACAGGGCGGCCAGGGGUCCCGGCUGCCGACCCAGCCGCACCGGGCGGCCGAGUGGACCGAAGGCCCAGCUGCGCCAUGGGGCUCGGGCCCCAGACCUCGGAGUCGCCGCGGGGAGGUCCGGGUCCCGGCACAGCCCGUUCCAGCCAGUUCCAACCAGCCUCCGCCUACCCGCCCCACGUCUCGGGACUCCCAGCGGGGGCUCACAUUCACCAUUUCCUGGCUUUCAGGUGACUACCACGUCCAAAGCAGUCACAACGCAGACGACAGGGCGACAGAAGUAUGGCGGUGGCAACCGGUCCCUUUCAGAGCAGGAAAAACGGGGUGCUAACCUCAUCCUGCGGGAGGAGCCAAAGACUGAAGCGAACGGCAAUGCGACCCGUGGAAAAAUAGUUGGCAGGGCCCCACCCCAGCGACUCUGAUUGGGUGGAGCGCCAGGCCCCGCCCCCUGCAUCCUGAGUGACAGCAGAAGUCCUGGGUAACAGGGCGAAGCCGAGCAGGACUGACCGCUUCAAGCCACAGUCCAAGGAUGAAGGAGCAGGGACAGCCCACGGAGUGAGGAAG